AUGGCUUCAAAAGAGCUAGUUCCGGCUUGGGUUUCAGGCCUUCAAAAUGCUAAAUGUUUCCGAAUAAAGUAUUGGUCUAUCAAGGUAAAUCUGAAAAUCUUGAAAUCAAAUUAUUUUCUUUUUUUUAGAUUGAAGGUCCAGCCAUUUUUGUUGAAGGUUUUGAAGUGUCUGACCCAUCGACACUUAACAGAGUUCAAUCUGAUCGCAUUAUAUUAAGGUUCGUCUCUUAAAAAAACGGAAAAAAAGGGAUUAUAUUUUUUUAGAAUCAACGCCACAGCGUUGUUGGAUUCUCAUGGCCGAGUUUACGAUUUGAUUGGAAAUAUUGACCGAAGUUGUCCAGAUAAAAGAAGUUUUGAAAAUAAUAAAUAAUAUGAUAAUAUUUGAUUUUUCAGAAAAUACGCCGGCAGCUUUACUCGAGAAAUUUCUGGAGGGAUUUCCGGAAGAUUGGCAGGAGAUUAUUAAUUGUUAUAAUCGGUUGAAAAAGUGGGGAUUGUAG
Caenorhabditis auriculariae is the source of this 496-nucleotide messenger RNA. The record is from the annotation of a GenBank genome assembly. NCBI's taxonomy places the organism in Eukaryota, Metazoa, Nematoda, Chromadorea, Rhabditida, Rhabditidae.